UUCAAACUGAACGUAACCAUUAACAGAGAAACGUGUUUUCAGUCAGUUGACGUUUGCUCGCUAUAGAGAAUAGCAAGGAAAAUAACUACGUUAAUUAGCUAGAUAUUUUUUUUUAGAUGGUUCGGUGACUAACUUGCGUUGAUUUCUACAGAUAAGUUUGGAAAUGGCUCAGUUAUCAGCGAGGGGAGGUUUCCUGGAUUUUAGUCCCAUCAAGAAAGAAGAUUCACCUGCUGUUUCUUAUGGCAAUAAAGAAAACAAUAGCUCGCAUCCAGUUUUGAGUUUAAUUCAGUUUUCAAGGGCUCCGUUUGUAACAUUUGGAAAUGUAAAGGUGGGAUCUUCCAAAUCAUCAGUUCUUUGCAUUGAGAAUCCCGUUGAAGAUGCAAACAUAGAGGUGGCAAUUGAUAAGAUUGCAUCGACGAAAGGCUUUUCCGUGGAUCAAACCCGAUUUACAAUUCCGCCUGAGGAGCGUGUCAAUUUGACAAUAACUUGGACACCGAUAGAGGAAGGUGGUAUCCGAGAGCUGAUCACUUUCAUUGCCAAUGGGGUGGUCAAACACCAAGCCAUUUUGCUCGGUAGAGCAGACGCACCCAAAAGAAGAAAGAAGAGUCUGUGGGACUCAAUCAAAAGCAAGAAGGCAUUUGACCUAUCAGACCCUCCAAGGGGGAAGAAAAACUCAGUGUCUUCCCUGAAGAUGGCAGCCAACAAGACCUUCCAUGUGUCCCGGACACCACAGUACAGACGGGAGAAGGUUCGCAGCCCUCUUGCCUCACUCAACAAAAAAGCCUGCACACCUGUCGAAGGGCAGAAGUUUAAGCAGGAUGUGUUGGGUCAGUUGAGUUUUGACAAUGUCCAAAAGAACUCGCCUGUCGUCAUUCUAGUCCCCGCUGCAAAGCUAAUCGAUUCCUCUGAUGCAGCAGCCAGCUACAGUUGCCCAGUAGGCACACCUGAGUGCAGAGACCUCACCAGACUACUGAACACGACUGUGUCCCCUGUCGGCACUCCAGAAAGGUUUCAAAAGCUGAUGCCCCAUAUUCAGUCUAUACAGAGCCCAGUCCAUGUGAUUGAUGACACUGUUGCGGACAUAAGCCAUACAGUGUUGGCCGGAACACCAGUGUUGUCUGUGAGAGAUGCACUGGCCUUGAUUGAGUCAGAUCUAACUCAUGUGGUUAGUGCAAGCCCUCCAAAUGCGUGCUCUAGCUUUGAUUUCUCCCACUCCUUGGAGUCAGCAAAUGGAGAGAAGAAUUGUGGCCCUGUCAAAUCUGUGAUUGACAUCAAAGCCCUGUCUGAAAGCCCCAUCAAGUCAGAUCCUGCACAGCCUAGACUAACCUUCUUCAUCAAACCAAAACGUGUUACUGACAAGGAGGGUAAAGUAGAGGUUGGAGAAGUUGUUCCUCAAUCCAAAAAGGUUACUUUCACCUCCACCACAGUCAUCAAAAGCAAACCAGUUCCUGUCCAGGUACACAGUCCUGGGGUGAGGAGAAUCAAAACCUCCAGGCGCCGUCUCCUGGAGAAAACACUGGAGCUGUCUGGGGACAGUGGCCAUUCAGAGUCAAGCCCGGGUACUACAGUUACCCCUGGUCUCCCUGUCAUAGACUCUGAUGCAAAUAAUGAUUCUCCAUUAACUAUCUCCCCACGGCUGCAGGCGCUGGAGUCAGUUUCCUGUAGGCCAGUUUGUUUGGAUGCUAUCUCUGCUCCAGUCAACCUCUCCCUCAGCUCUCCUCUGCCUAUGAACCCCUCCACUGGUGGCCCCCAGCACCUUGGCCUGGAUGAUUCCAUUCUGGGAGCCACUCAGCUCCACACAGCACCGAUAGUGGAAUCUCUACCUGACCGGGCAGGCGUGUUUCCUGUUUACAACCAGAGCCAGUUUGACAUGAGGGUGGUGCGGAGCAAAAAGAGGAAGAGCGACGAGUUUCUGAGGGAUGGAGGGGAGAAAGUGGAGGAUGCUGCGGAGAAAACCAUGUUCCAUGUGAAAAAGAGUAGGGUGUCAACAGUGGUGAAGGGACCCAACAGACCAGCUCAGCAGAAGGGGUUCAGUGCCUCCUCUCACAGGCAGCAGACAAAAACAUCAGCUUCUGUGCGUACUAGUUCUGCCUCAUCCAUGAAGGCUCCAAAGUCUGUGUCCCCUGCCCAAGCCAAGCAGCCAGCUCCAAAACCUGGCCCGCAAGGUGCACAGAAAUCAUUUGGUGGCUCAUCUGUAAAAACUGCAAAGAUUGUAGCUGUGGCCCAGUCCAAGCUCGCCUUCACCAAGCCUGGUCAAACAGCCAUACCAAGACACCCGAUGCCGUUCGCUGCGAAGAACAUGUUCUAUGAUGAGCGCUGGAUAGAGAAACAGGAGACUGGGUUUACCUGGUGGAUCAACUACGUCCUCACCCCUGAUGACUUCAAGGUCAACACGGAGGUCACCAAAGUGAAUGCCGUAUCCCUGGCGAUGGGCGGUAAUGACAAAUUUGCCGUCAACAAGGCUCCCACCAAAGAGGAGAUGUCGUUUAGUACUUACACUGCCAGGCGGCGGCUCAACCGGCUGCGUCGCUCCGCCUGCCAGCUCUUCACCUCCGAGCCCAUGGUCAAAGCCAUCCAGAGGCUGGAGUUGGAGGUGGAGGCUAGAAGGUUACUGGUACGCAAGGAUCGGCAUCUUUGGAAGGACAUCGGAGAACGCCAAAAGGUUCUCAACUGGCUUCUAUCGUACAAUCCUCUUUGGUUACGGAUUGGACUUGAGACUAUUUACGGGGAGAUGAUCUCACUGGAGAGCAACAGUGACGUCAUGGGCUUAGCCAUGUUCAUUCUGAAACGUCUGCUGUGGAACCCUGACAUCGCUGCGGAGUUCAGACAUGCCAAAGUACCCAACCUCUACAAAGAUGGCCACGAGGGGGCGCUGUCUCGUUUCACUCUGAAGAAGCUUCUCCUCCUGGUGUGUUUCCUGGAUAAAGCCAAAGAGUCCAGGAUGAUCGAACAUGACCCCUGUCUGUUCUGUAUGGAUGCAGAAUUCAAGACUACCAAGGACCUGCUGCUGGCUUUCUCCAGGGACUUCCUAAGUGGGGAGGGGAUCCUCCCCCGUCACCUCGGUUACAUGGGCCUACCGGUCUCCCACAUCCAGACGCCUCUGGACGAGUUCAACUUCGCUGUCAAGAAUCUGUCUGUUGACCUUAAGUGUGGAAUCCGUCUAGUGCGUGUGAUGGAGCUGUUCAUCCAGGACUGGAGCCUGUCCCGUAAGCUGAGGAUGCCCGCAAUCAGUCGUCUGCAGAAGGUCCACAAUGUUGACAUAGCCCUGCAGGUACUCCGAGCCAGAGGGGUUGACCUCAAGGAUGAGCAUGAUGCUGUCAUUGACUCCAGAGAUAUUGUGGAUGGACACAGGGAGAAGACACUGAGCCUGCUGUGGAAGAUCAUUUUUGCCUUCCAGGUGGAGGUUCUUCUGGACGAGGACCAGCUGAGAGAAGAGAUCAGUUUCCUCAAACACACCUGGACCACCAAACAGAGGCUGGCCUCCCUGAGGGCCGACAAAGGUGUGCUGCAGAAGACUGCCAAGCCUAGACCCCCAUUCAAGCACAGUAGCUCAAAGAUCACUCUACUCAUGGAAUGGGUCAAUGCUGUCUGCCAGUUCUACCACUUGAAGGCAGAGAAUUUCACGGUGUCGUUCUCAGACGGUCGUAUCCUCUGCUACCUGAUCCACCACUACCACCCCAGCCACCUACCGGCAGACAGCGUCAGCCACAACACCACUCAAACUGUGGAGUGCUCCCAGAGAGGACGAGUUGAACUCAACAGCUCCUCCAGCGACUCGGACAUCUCCUUUGACACCUGGCCCACCACACAAAAUGGCCUUGUGUUGCCAUCGAUUGAGUUCAAAGAGCUUCUGGAGAAUGAGAAGAAUAACUUCAGGCUGGUCAACACUGCAGUGUCUGACUUGGGAGGGGUUCCUGCCAUGAUGAACCCUGCUGACAUGUCAAACACUAUCCCAAAUGAGAAGGUUGUGACAUGUUACCUGUCCUUCCUGUGUGCCCGUCUCCUGGACCUGCGGAAUGAGACGCGUGCUGCCAGGAUCAUCCAGGGAGCUUGGAGAAAGUACCGUCUGAAGAAGGAUCUGAAGCUUUACCAGGAAAGGACUGUAGCAGCGGGGAAGAUCCAGGUGCUGGUCAGGCAGUUUCUCCAGAGACGUAGAGCUGUCUGUCAGACCGCUGCAGCCGUCCGAAUCCAGGCUGCAUGGAGGGGCUACUCGGCGCGGAACACCCUGACACUGAGGAGAAAGGCUCUACUCUGGGCUCUCCAGGUUGCUGCUGCUACCACCAUCCAAGCACAAUGGAAGAAGUAUAUUACCUUGAAAAACUACCAGCGCUUGAGAUUGCAUGUUGUUAAAGUUCAAGCUCUCUGGCGUAUGAAGAUGGCAGUCACUACCUACAGAAGGACACAGUGGGCUGCAACAGUAAUUCAGGAGCAUGUUAGGGCCUCGGCUCUGGCAAGGGAAGAGCGUGAAUGUUACUGCUCGCUGAGAUCAGCAGCUAUCAAAAUCCAGAGAAACUAUCGGAGACGGAAGACUCGGAGACUGCAGAGGGAGAACCAUGCUGCCACAGUGAUACAAACUGCAUUUAAGAAAUGGCACAGUGACAAAAUGGCCCGACGGACCGCAGCUGCCCUGAAGAUUCAGUCUUGCUACAGAAUGCACAGGUGCCUAAAACAGUACAUGGGCACCCAGCGGAGCGCCAUCCUCAUUCAGGCUUGGUGUAGAGGUCAUGCACAGAGACGCAACUUUGAGACACUGAAACUGCAGCAUCACUCUGCCACUGUCAUCCAAAGUGCUUUUAGGGCAAGCACGGUCAGAAAACAGAUGGCGACGAUGAGACAAUCCUCAGUCGUGAUUCAGCGUUGGUUCAGGGCCUCUGUACAAAGAGAUGCAGGGAGGCAACAAUUCCUGAAAAUGAGAUGUGCUGCUGUUACCAUACAGUCCGCUUAUCGUGGACAUACGGCUCGGAGACUAAUGCAACAACAGAAUCAGGCAGCCACAGUCAUCCAGACAACUUUCAUGAAGUUUGUGGCCAGACGAAAAUUCUUGUCCUUGAAAAAAUCUGCGAUUGUUGUCCAGCAGCGAUUUAGAGCCAAGCUAGUAGGGGAGAAAUCAAGGAAAGAAUAUAUGGCCCUCCAAUAUUCUGCAUUGAGAAUACAAGCUAUCUGGAGAGGUAGGGCAGAGAGGAAGAGGCUUGAAAAACUGCAAAAAUGCGCCACACUCAUUCAGUCUUCCUACCGUAGACAUGUAUUGCAGUCACAGUUCAGGUCAAGAAAGGAGGCUGCUUGGACCAUCCAAAGCCAGUACAGAGCUUAUAGGGCAGGGAAAACAAUUAGAACUGACUAUCUCCUGGUCAAGAAAGCUGCUGUUACUGUACAAGCCAGGUUCCGUGGCAUGAGAGUUAGGCAAGAGCUGAGGCAAAAACACCAGGCUGCUACUUUCCUUCAGUCAGUAGUGAGAGUCAUUCUCUGUAGAAGACGAUAUGUGUUACUGCAACGUGCCGCUGUAGUCCUCCAGUGUCGGUACCGGGCUCUUGUAGCAAGCAGAACACAGCGAGCGCAGUACAGCCAGCUGAAAUUGGCUACAGUAAAGCUACAGUCUGCUUACCGGGGAUCCAGAGUCCGAAGAGACCUAAGGACGAAACACCAAGCUGCUACGGUCAUCCAAGCUCAGUUAAGGAUGCACAAAGUGCGUCAGGCCUAUCUUGCCACAAAGGUGGCGGCCAUCAUUGUACAGCAGCAUUACCGGGCCAAUCGGCUCCGAGAUCUACAGAUGCAGUGGUACACCUUAGUGAAGUCCGCUGCAGUUGUGAUUCAGGCAGUGUAUCGCGGUCACAGAGCAAGAAUGGAGGUUGCUAGGAUGCACCACUCAGCCAUGAUCAUUCAGAGGCGGUUCCUCACUUUCAGGGACAGGAAACGCUUCCUUGCGGUCAAAACUGCUGUUCUACUAUGUCAACAGAGAUGCAGGGAUGUGGCCAUGGUAAGAAAAGACCAGAGGGCCUAUCUGUUGAAGCUUAGGUCAGUCACUGCUCUGCAAGCAGCUUUCAGAGGGAUGAAGGUACGGAAGCAGUUGCAGACUGAAUGCAGAGCGGCCAUACUCAUUCAAUCUCACGUCCGGAAACACCUGCAGAGGGCGCACUAUAAAAGGCUUCAGUGGGCUGUGAACACAGUGCAGGCUCGUUACAGAGCCAACAAGAAGAUGAUGGAAGACAGGAAAGCACUGUGCAUAAAGAGGAGGGCUGUUGUCGUGUUACAGGCUGCCUUCCGGGGCAUGCUAUCCAGACAGCGCAUGAGAGAGAUGCACAAGGCCGCCAGUGUUCUCCAGAGAAGUUACAGGGCGCACUUCGAACGCCGACAGUACCUCUCCUUGAGAUCCUCUGUCCUUGCCAUUCAACAAAAAUAUCGUGCCGCUGUUGCAGUGAAACAGCAGAUGCGUCACUACCAACGAAUGCGCAGUGCCGCAAUCCUGCUCCAAGCAGCAUACAGAGGCCAGAGAGCCAGAAAGGAGAUCAGUCUUCAACAUCAAGCUGCCACCACGAUCCAGGCUGGCUUCAGAAAGCACAGAGAGGAAGUCAAGUUUCAGGCCAUGAAGUUUGCUGCCAUCAUCAUCCAGAGAUACUUCAGAUCUCACAUUCAAAGGAAACAAGACCGAGACCAGUUUUUGACACUGAAGAAUUCGGCCAUAGUCCUUCAGGCAGCUUUCAGAGGGCGUUGCGUGCGCCGUGACGUUGCUAAGCUGAAGAGAGCUGCUUCUGUGAUUCAGGCCAACUUCAGGAUGCACAAGGAGCAGGUCAAGUUCCAGGCCAUGAGAUUGUCUGCUGUCAUCAUUCAGAGGCACUACAGAUCUCACAUUCAAAUGAAACGAGACCGAGACAGAUUCAUAAAGAUCAGAGAGUCUGCCUUUGUCCUUCAGGCAGCUUUCAGAGCAUAUCACAUUCGACAAGAUGCUGCUAAGAUGCACAGAGCUGCUUCUGUGAUUCAGGCCAACUUCAGGAUGCACAAGGAGCAGGUCAAGUUCCAGGCCAUGAGAUUGUCUGCUGUCAUCAUUCAGAGGCACUACAGAUCUCACAUUCAAAUGAAACGAGACCGAGACAGAUUCAUAAAGAUCAGAGAGUCUGCCAUAGUCCUUCAGGAAGCUUUCAGAGAAAUGACGGCACGGAAGCAGUUGCAGACUGAAUGCAGAGCUUCCAUACUCAUUCAAUCUCACGUCCGGAAACACCUGCAGAGGGCGCAUUAUAAGAGGCUUCAGUGGGCUGUGAACACAGUGCAGGCUCGUUACAGAGCCAACAAGAAGAUGAUGGAAGACAGGAAAGCACUGUGCAUAAAGAGGAGGGCUGUUGUCGUGUUACAGGCUGCCUUCCGGGGCAUGCUAUCCAGACAGCGCAUGAGAGAGAUGCACAAGGCCGCCAGUGUUCUCCAGAGAAGUUACAGGGCGCACUUCGAACGCCGACAGUACCUCUCCUUGAGAUCCUCUGUCCUUGCCAUUCAACAAAAAUAUCGUGCCGCUGUUGCAGUGAAACAGCAGAUGCGUCACUACCAACGAAUGCGCAGUGCCGCAAUCCUGCUCCAAGCAGCAUACAGAGGCCAGAGAGCCAGAAAGGAGAUCAGUCUUCAACAUCAAGCUGCCACCACGAUCCAGGCUGGCUUCAGAAAGCACAGAGAGGAAGUCAAGUUUCAGGCCAUGAAGUUUGCUGCCAUCAUCAUCCAGAGAUACUUCAGAUCUCACAUUCAAAGGAAACAAGACCGAGACCAGUUUUUGACACUGAAGAAUUCGGCCAUAGUCCUUCAGGCAGCUUUCAGAGGGCGUUGCGUGCGCCAUGACGUUGCUAAGAUGAAGAGAGCUGCUUCUGUGAUUCAGGCCAACUUCAGAAUGCACAAGGAGCAGGUCAAGUUCCAGGCCAUGAGGUUUGCUGCCAUCAUCAUCCAGAGGUACUUCAGAUGUUACAUUCAAAUGAAACAAGACCGAGACCGGUUAAAGAAGUGCAGAGAGUCUGCCAUAGUCCUUCAGGCAGCUUACAGAGGAUAUCGCGUUCGACAAGACGUUGCUAAGAUGUGCAGAGCUGCUACUGUGAUCCAGGCCAACUUCAGGAUGCACAAGGAGCAGUCUGCUUACAGGAGGCAGCAUUGGGCAGCCAGUGUUCUUCAGCAAAGAUUCAGAGCUCAGAGACUGAGGAACUCUCAGUUGGAGAACUACCAUCAGAUGAGAAAUGCUGUGAUAAACCUUCAGGCCUUGUAUAGGGGAAAACGGGCAAUGGAGCUGGCUAAACGGAUGAUGGCAGCCAGGAAGAUUCAGUCAUUUCUGAGAAUGAGCAUCAGACGACAACGCUUCUUGAAGGAAAAAGCUGCUGCUCUGUUGAUCCAGUCUGCCUUCAGAAGACACCAGGCCAAGACACGGUACAACGAAACACAAGCCUCUGCAGUCACGAUCCAAAGAUGGUACAGAUCAUGCAACGUCCUCAGACGACAAAGGGACGACUACUUGGCCAUCAGAGAAGCUGCUGUGAAGCUUCAGUCAGCCAUCCGUGGAACCCUGGCAAGAAGGCUGGCCAGACGCAAACGUGCGGCUGUCAAGAUCCAGUCCGUGAUACGCAUGUCCAUCCAACGGAGAAGUUAUCUGACCCUGCGAUCCAGCACGGUAAAGCUGCAGUCUCACUGCAGGGCUUGGGUGGCGAGGAGGAGAUUCCUGAAGCGUCGGACAGCGGCCGCUACUCUCCAAAAGCACUACAGAGGCCGGCAGGCCCAGAGAGAACAGCGAUCCCUGUACCUAAAGACCCUGACCAGUGUCAAAAUGCUGCAGACCAGAGUGCGUGGACACAUCCAACUCAAGAGGUACCAGAAUCUCAAGAGAAGUGCAGUCACAAUUCAGGCAUUUUACCGUGGAAUGGUGGAGAGGCGCCGGUUUCAGAAUCAAAGGGCAUCUGCUGCUAUAAUACAGGAACGUUUCAGGGCCUAUCUCCUCUGCCGAAGAGAGAGGGCAAAAUACCUGGAAAUGAAGCAGUCUGCUGUUCUUAUUCAAGCAGUGUUCCGUGGUGAUCUUGCCAGACAGAGUGCCAAGAAACGUCAGGCGGCUGUCGCCACAGUCCACCGAUGUAUGCAGACCAGGCAUCUACGCAACAGGUUCCUAGUGCUCCAGUGUAGUGUAAGGGUCAUUCAGGGCAGAUGGAGGGAGACCUUGAAAGCCAGGGAAGAGCGUCGCAACUUCCUGGUCAUGAAAGCUGCCGCUGUUACAAUCGAAGCGUCGUGGAGAGGCCAUGCGACCAGGAAUCGCCUGCAUAAGGAGCAGCGGGCUGCGGUGCUGGUCCAGUCGUCCUUCCGUGGAAGGGUCCAGAAACGGGCGUUCCAGAGACAAAGGGAGGCUGCCCUGGUCCUACAGAGGAGAGUCCGAGCUAUGCAGCAGGCUAAAGCAGAGAGGGUCAAAUACACACGUUUGAAACAGGCUACCAUCACUGUCCAGGCUCACUGCAGAGGCUGGAUUGCCAGGAGACAGUUGAGAGAAGCGGCCUCUGCGGAGAGGAGGGUGCGUUUCUGCACGGCUGUGUACCACCACCUCUGUGCUGUGCGGAUCCAGAGAGCUCUGAGGUCACACUUGGCUCUGCAGUCUGCCAAGAGACAGAUCACCUCUGUCAUUUUUAUACAGAGGUGGCUGAGAGCACGGCUCCAGAGGCGGCGAUACCUGGAGGACAGGAGGAGGGUGGUCGUGGCCCAGAGGGCAGCCAGGAGUUGGUUAGCUCGCCGCCGUCGCGCCGCCUCCACCAUCCAGCACGCCGCCAGGACCUUCCUCCUCCGUAGGCGGGAACAGAGGGUUCAGCAGGGCAUCAUCAAGGCACAGGCGUUGUGGCGAGGCCACCAGUCCAGAAAGCUCCAUGACAAUUGUAAAGUGGUGUCCAUGAGGCAUCGUCUGCGGAAGGUGUCUGAGGAGGUACGCGAGGAGGACCGGCUGUGCAACAAGACGUCCUGGGCCAUCGAAUACCUCCUCAAAUACAAGCACUUCUCCUAUAUCUUGGAGGCUCUGAAGAAUCUGGAGACCGCCACUAGGCUGUCCCCAGAGUGCUGUGAGCGUCUGGUGACGAGCGGCGCCACGCUGGUCAUCUUCACGCUGAUCCGCAGCUGCAACCGGAGUGUCCCCUCUAUGGAAGUCAUUACCUACGCCAUCCAGGUGCUCCUCAACCUCUCCAAGUAUGACAAGACAAUCGAGGCGGUUUAUGCGGUGGAGAACUCUGUGGACACACUGCUGGACCUGCUCCAGAUAUACAGGGAGAAGGCCGGAGACAAGGUGGCCGACAAAGGAGGCAGCAUCUUCACCAAGGCCUGCUUCCUCCUGAUCAUCCUGCUGCAGGACCAGUACAGGGCUCUGGAAGUGAGGAAGCUUUCCAAGGCAGUUGACCGGCUCCGCAGCAUCUACCGCCUCACUGCACGCAAACACAAGAUGGAUGCCGAGAGGACCGUGGUCAAGCAGAAGAUGGGCGCAUCCAUAAAUGGAAGCUUCAUCGUCCCGGCAACCCCCCGCAAAUCCAAGCCAGUGCCUAAAUUCUCCCCUGACUGGGUUCUCAGAAAGGACAAACUGCAAGACAUCGUUGACCCUCUCCGAGCUGUACAGAUGGUGGCUGACGUCUUCUCUAUUGUGCUUUAAAUAUACUUAAUGAAAUAUUUUCUUUUGCUUUUUCCAUAGACAUUUUUGUAUAAUUGUUUAUUAAAUGAUACGCAUAUGAUUGUAUUUUUUUAUGUUUUUUUAAUGUACUCUACGUUGAUGACUUUUUUUUAGCUUGUUAAUGUUUUGAUUCUAUCUAGAAAAAGCUCCAUGAGUUGUCUUUGAUAACUUCAUUUGAUUCAACAAGAAGACAUGAUGCAAGGUGUAUACACUGAUGGUUGGUGGCCACACGGUGGAAGCAUUUAACCUGCAGGUUAAUGGAUUGAAUAAGGGUGAAUUAAAAAACAUGUAGACCUAUUACAAUUAUCCCAUGUUAAUGAUCUAAAAACAUCUGUGGGAGAAAGACACUAGAAGUCUUCUGACAACGGGUGAUUAACGUGGCGUUUUAACUGUCUAGAUAGGUGUGUGAAGUAUCUGGUAAUUGAAAGAUGUGAUUUAGAUCUAAUUUGCACAUGCCAAACAGAAAAUAUACCGGGACGAUUCUUGAAUCCAUUCUGUAAAUAUUUACUUUGACUGCCUACUGCUGUAAAUAAAACAUCUGAUUUCACCUGAAA
Messenger RNA from Oncorhynchus mykiss (rainbow trout), 11196 nucleotides. Lineage: Eukaryota; Metazoa; Chordata; Actinopteri; Salmoniformes; Salmonidae. The record is from RefSeq and is a predicted model, not a curated record.